UAUUGCGGUGGAGCAAUUUUCAAUUGUCAUUAGGAAACCUGGGCUCAAAUUCCAGCCGUUUUGUUUUAGUUUUUUGCUUUGUUUAAUACAGUAAAUAAUAUGAGCAAGGUGUUUAAAGGCAAGGCACAACCUCAUUAAUCCAUAUCCAUAAUUCCUAUCCUUAUUAAACAGCCUUAUGCCAGUUUUUGUGCUUGAAUUUUUUCUUUCCUCUUCCAGGUUGCACUGCUAGAUGUGGACAUCUGUGGGCCAUCUAUACCAAAGAUAAUGGGGUUAGAGGGGGAGCAGGUUCAUCAGAGCGGCUCAGGCUGGUCCCCAGUGUAUGUUGAGGACAACUUGGCUGUCAUGUCCAUUGGCUUCCUGCUCAGUAGUCCAGAUGAUGCUGUUAUCUGGAGAGGCCCCAAAAAGAAUGGUUGGUACUUUAUUUUAGCCCUGUCUUCUGUUGUACACAUCAGGAAUAUAAAAUUGUUCAUUUUCUUAAGUAGUUUAAAUUGCAUUCCUCAAAGACAUGCAGUCUUAUUUAGCUGUGAGUUGUAUUGGAAUCCAAACAUGGCAAAAGUGUGACAAUACGUGGUAUCUGACUGCAGAGCAAUUAUUUUUGAAUCUAUGGAUCUUAGGGAUA
Messenger RNA from Sinocyclocheilus rhinocerous, 619 nucleotides. RefSeq names its product cytosolic Fe-S cluster assembly factor nubp1-like. Bases 265 to 561 code for a protein of 98 amino acids. Gene Ontology annotation, biological process: iron-sulfur cluster assembly. Gene Ontology annotation, cellular component: cytosol. The record is from RefSeq and is a predicted model, not a curated record. NCBI's taxonomy places the organism in Eukaryota, Metazoa, Chordata, Actinopteri, Cypriniformes, Cyprinidae. The transcript is spliced from 3 exons. Gene Ontology annotation, molecular function: iron-sulfur cluster binding; ATP binding; ATP-dependent FeS chaperone activity.